CUGCUCCUGGUGGCGCAACCGUCUUGUGGCUUGUCACCCUGGGGAUCCUAAGGAGGAUGCGUGGCUUUGCAGAGGCAUUUCCAGGGUUGCGGGUGGAGGGUGGAGUGAAAGCUUAGAAGGCUUUGGAAAACCAGCCGAGGCCAUGAGGGUUCUUCUGAGCCCUGGGAUGGGGAAGGGAAGAGGAAUGCCACCUCUCUUGCCAAGGACAGCAGGAGGAGGAGGAGGAGGAGGAGGACCACAGGGAGGCGGCUGCCUGCCAAGGCGCUCGGCAGUGGGACUGCGCUGGUUUCUUUAAUGAAAGCCAGUAUUUCUUCCGAGAGCUGACCCAGCCUCCAGUGACUGAAAUCAAUAAAACCAGUCGGGCGAGGGGCCCGGGUGGGGGAGGACACCCCCCCUCCGCCACUUCUCCAUUCUCCACCAGUUUUCCCUUGGCUUGGCUUCCCACUUUCUCCUCUCCAGGAAAAGUUGAAACUCCGAUAAACUAGGUGCUUUUUGCCUGAGCUGCAAAGAUUUUCUCUCCCCCACCUCUGGUUUUCCUACCUCCGCACCCCCCCCCUUUUCAACAUUUUAUUUUCGCUUGACUGAAGGUUUGGUAAGAGGAACAGCCUUGCUGAACUCCCCGUCCGGCAAAACUCCCUUCCUUCCUUCCUUCCUUCUCCUUUUUUUUGGGUCUUUCUUUUUUUUUGAAAGCAAUGAAAGAAUUGUUUUGGAAGCAGGAACCUGCCCAAGUGGAGACCUCUCCGGAUGCCUUCCUGACCUGACCCUACUUUUUGGGAGCAAGCUUUAAAAAAUAAUAAUAAUUAUUAUUAAAUAAAUAAAAACAAAAGGAUUGGGGAGGGAAGGAGGAAAUGAAAUCCGGUUUAGAGCUGGGGAGGAAGGGGAAAAAAAACCCAAAACAAAACAAGAGAAACCACUAUUGAAGAGAUGAAGGAAGGGAGAUGUGGGGGAUUUUAUUGCCUGGAAAAAAUUCGCAGUUGCUGAUGUGCUGAAUGCUAAAAUGGCUGCAGAAAUGCACUGGAGGAGCUGAUUCGGCCCCAAAGGCAGAGCAAGAAAACCACCCGGUGUUAAGAGUUCAAUCCUUGUUCUUGCUAUGCAACAUCACAACUAAACUUCAGCAUGGCAAAUGGAGAAGCAAAAACGUUCCCACCUGAGGCCAAGCGGUCGCUGGAUCCCAUCGCUUUGAAGCAUGGCGAUGCUCGCCAGGAUGGCUUGCUUUAAGGCAGGGGCGUCCCACCUUGACCUGUGGACUUCAACUCCCAGAAUUCCCUGGCCAGAUGUGGAGCAGGGGUGUCCAACUUUGGCAACUCUUAAGACUUGUGGACUUCAACUCCCAGAAUUCCCCUGCUCAAGCAGAAGACCCCCAUGCCAUUCCAGACAUUUCUUCCUAAAAGAAAAGCUGGUAACCAGCAGAAAAGACCGCCCUGGUCUCGGGAACAUCAUUAUGUGGAGCUGUGAAGCCCUCAAUGGCUCCAAAAACACCGAGGACCAGAAUCUGUGCCACGAUUUUCAUCUGGUCAUUUCCAUUUUCUCUUUACUCUACCUCGUCAUCUGUUUCCCCAUCGGCCUUUGUUAUAAUGGGCUCUUGGUCGUGGUCAACCUGUGCAACAAAGCCACGAUGACAAUGCCAGAUGUCUACUUUGUCAACAUGGCCAUCGCUGGCCUCAUCAUCAACGCCAUCGCCCCCAUGUACCUGCUGGGACCUACCAGCACCAAGUGGGCCAUCUGGAAUUUCAACAACGAAGUCUACAUCACCUUGCUGAUUCUAUUCAAUGUCUCCUCCUUGGUGAUCAUGUACUCCAUUGCCUUGCUCAGCCUGGACUACUACAUCGAGCGGGCUCUGCCCAGGACUUACAUGUCCAGCGUGUACAACACAAAGCACGUCUGCGGGUUCAUCUGGGGAGGGGCCAUGCUGACCAGCUUCUCCUCUCUCCUCUUCUACAUCUGCAACCACGUCUCCACCAAAAUUAUCGAGUGCUCCAAGAUGCAGAACAAAGAAGCUGCGGAUGCCAUCAUGGUGUUCAUCGGUUAUGUCGUGCCGGCCGUCGCCGUGCUCUACGCGCUCGUGCUGAUCUUGCGGAUACGUAAGGAGGCCACACCGCUGGACCAAGACACUGGAAGACUGGACUCCUCCGUGCAGAGGCUUCUGAUCGCCACCGUUUGCACCCAGUUCACCCUGUGGACACCUUACUACGGGACCCUGAUGGUCAGCACGCUGGCCGCCAUGCAAGGCAAAGCGGUGGAGGAGAGCUACGGCCGGGCCUUGCAUUUCACAAAGGGGCUCUCCAAAUUCCUGGCUUUUUCCAGCAGUGUUAUCCUGCCUUUGCUCUACCGGUAUCUCAGCAAAAACUUCCCGGGGAAACUGCAAAGGCUGCUGAAAAAACUGCACUGCGGGAAACAGCCGUGUUCGCACGAACGCACAGUGGUUCAGCAAAUUGUCACGUAGGUAUGGAGGAACGCUGGUGGGUGCCGGGGCGCCGACCGGAGUCUGGAGGUUGCUGCCGAGUGAGACGGGCGCGCGAACGUCAGUGCCUCGCCGUCCUAGGCCUACCCAGGUAGCGACUCUGUGGAGGAAACUGUUGGGAAUCCUGUCUGUGGGUUAAAAAUCGUGGCUUGGUUCCAUGAAUUUCAAUGCACUGAGUCGGUUUUGCAGGAUAAGCUUUGUUUUAGCAAUCUUGUGUGAAGAAAAAACAAAAAAACAAAACCCACAGCAGGCUUUUUGACCGAACACCUAGCACUUUGUAAUCUUGUAGAGUUUAAAACGAAAAAGAGGUAUUUUUAUGUUUUCGUAUAAAAGAAUAUGAAUUUUAAAAUUUACAAAGCAGUUUUAUGUCAAGGUUGGAGCAGCAACCUUUUCAGUUAGGAUAAUUAUCCAUUAAUAAUCAUGCUGAUCAAAUUGUGUAACAGCCCUAGUACGAUACUAAAUUUUUUUCCUAAUCUGCAAAGUUAGAAUUUAAACAAAAUCUUCACUUCUAACUCUGAAGGUUUGAAGGUUUCUCUUCGAACGCAGUUGUGUUUUCCUCCAUUUACAAACAAACAGAAAAAUGGGUUUCCCCCAUUUUCUUGACUUUACACUGUAAAAGCAUUUCAAGCAACCAAAAGGAUGUAAUUUUGCAGGAAUUGUAGGAUGUUGCUAUGUCUAGUAAAAUGAAGGACAGUUUAAGAUGAAGUCAAGCUUAAGGUGCCAACGAAAAACCCAGUUGCAUUAAAGGAAAGGGCCCCUCCUGAAUCACUCGCAAAUAUUCCUUAAGACGUACAACUUUCUUUUCAUGGCUGAAUUAAAAGCUGGUUCAAAGGGACGGAAGAGAUAACACAAUGGUGUGAAGGCACACAGGGAACAACAAGGAUUUCUUAUAAUUCUGGCCCUUGUUUUUAUCCUGCUUUGGAUUUUAGUUCUCUCCCUACUCAGUAGUGCCAUGUCUCUUCUGUCCCUUUGGUUGGACCUAACAGCAAGCUAGCAUGAAGAAGUAGUCUAGACUAGGCUACCAAAAGCCAUAUAUACCAUGUCAUCCUACGAGCACAUAAGGACAAUGUUUUGUAUCUGCUCCACCCCAUCAUCACAAGAAAAGCUGUCCAAGAGGUUGGGAGAUCCUCCAGAGGUCACCACAUCUUAGAACAAAGAACUGGAAAAGGGGUGAGAAACAUAUCUAGAUGUUCAGAUGGCCUCCAACACAGGGCAACUUCUUUUCAGUUUAACUGGCUGCCUCCUAGGCAUAACAGAAUAAAACAGUUGGAAGGGACCUUGGAGGUCUUUUAGUCUGCCCGCCCUGCUCAAGCGGGAGGCCCUGUACCAUUCCAGAUAAAUGGCUGUCCAAUCUCUUCUUGAAGACCUCCAGCGAUGGAGCACCCACAACUUCUGAAGGCAGGUUGUUCCACUGAUUAAUUGUUCUCACUGACAGGAAGUUUCUUCUUAGUUGUAGGUUGGUCCUCGCCUUGUUUAGUUUCCAUCCGUUGCUUCUUGUCCUGCCCUCCUGCUUUGCAGUAUAAGCCCCCUCUUCUUUGCGGCAGCCGCUCAAAUAUUGGAACAUAUUCUCCAUGUUCCUCGGCUGAAAGAGAUGAUGAGAGUUGAAGUCCCAACUCCACUGGAGGUCACCAAGUAGGGGAGAAAGAGUAAAUGAAGUGGUUUUGCUUCUCCAGAGGUGGGGUCAGAUCAGGAAUUUUGGAUUUUUUUGAGCUGGCUGGUCUGCUCCUACCAAGCUGCCGUUCAUAACAAUCGUUAUUUGCGCCACCUGACAUUUUGGCUGGGACACAGGAUCUCAGAGGUGUAGACUUGUAAAACAAAUAGCUAAGAGGCCUUGAGGGCUGAACUGGGAGGUUAUCGGAGUUAAGACACUAAUUUAGCCUAGGGAGUCACCACAAAAGUCUAAUUUAGUGGAGGGAGUUGCCAAGGUUCUCUUCAGGUAAAGAAGAAAACAAUAGCUCAUAUGUUUACCAGGCUGCAAGGAGUCUUUGGCUUAGCCGAAGUCUGAUUAGUCAUGCCAUCUAGGUCAGGGGUCUCCAACCUUGGCAACUUUAAGCCUGGCGGACUUCAAUUCCCAGAAUUCCCCAGCCAACUUUGCUGACCAACGCUUCUGAAGACAUUUUCCGUGGUUAUGUGGCCAACAUUGCUAGACGCUAAGGGCGCAUGUAAUGCUGUUGCCUUCCCACCGAAAUGGUACCUAUUCAUCUACUCGCAUUAGCUUUCAAAACUGCUAGGUGCACAGGAGCUGCGGCAAGAAACAGAAGCUCAUCCUGUUGCGCGUCGGGUCUCAAACCCAGGCCAUCAACUUUCCAGCUGACAAGGUCAGCAUCUUUAAUCACUAAACCAUCAUGCCCCUCUCUGUAACUAUACUAUACAACUAUAUUAUAACUCCCAUAAACCCAACAGGCGCAGACUUCAUUAGUUCACCUUACCACUCACAAAGGCCCUAACUUCUCUGUCCCUCGAAACCUCUCUGGGCCAUCCUAGUUUCUUCAGACCGAAGAAAGUUAGUUUCUCGUUUCUCUUUCAACGGACAAUGUCUUUGGCUUAUUUCAGGCUAGAUUAAAUUAUUUGGAUCUUUGAGUCCCUGCAGGAUUUCUUACCAGCCAUCAACAUUGGAUAUAAAUUCAGCGAUGUGACUUCCUCUUUCCCAAACUAAGCAUUCCUAGGUCAAAAGACAAUUCGAUGUUUUGUAAAACAAGAAACAAAAAACCAGGAGCUAAAUGCUCAUGCCUUAUUUAAUGCCAUCUCCACAUUAUUAAUAUCUUGCACAUCUACAGCCACUUCAGUUCAAAACAUCUACACAUUUCUUCCCAAAUCUUACUCAUUGCUAAUAUCUUAAGAGGCGUGCCUUUUCCCAUUAAAACUGAGUCAGUAUUAGAGGGAAGGAAAAAAU
Messenger RNA from Ahaetulla prasina, 5354 nucleotides. It is a transcript of the gene GPR146, whose product is annotated as G protein-coupled receptor 146. Gene Ontology annotation, biological process: G protein-coupled receptor signaling pathway. Gene Ontology annotation, cellular component: membrane. The record is from RefSeq and is a predicted model, not a curated record. The transcript is spliced from 4 exons. Lineage: Eukaryota; Metazoa; Chordata; Lepidosauria; Squamata; Colubridae. Bases 1187 to 2443 code for a protein of 418 amino acids. Gene Ontology annotation, molecular function: G protein-coupled receptor activity.